Molecule: messenger RNA, 1390 nt
Organism: Protopterus annectens (West African lungfish)
Lineage: Eukaryota; Metazoa; Chordata; Ceratodontiformes; Protopteridae
Product: neurotrophin receptor-interacting factor 2-like
Exons: 6
Coding region: 1-1317 (438 amino acids)
Biological process (GO): regulation of DNA-templated transcription
Source: RefSeq, a predicted model, not a curated record
AUGAAUCAGACAUUAACAAGCAGGCAGUUCUUCAGUGUGCUGGCAGAAGAUAUUUUUAAUUUGGAAAAAUACAUUAAACAUCAAUUUACAGAAUUGCACCAGUUUCUCCUAGACAAGGAACAACAACUCAUCCAGCAACUGAAGAAUAACAAAGUAAAUACUCUAAAGUGGAUGGAAGGAAAUCUCAAUUGCAUUAAACAAGAGAUCGUUACUUACCUUGUGACGGACUCCAAUGGCAACUUGGAGGACAAGAUUAAAGAAGAGGACAGCCUGAAAAUAAUGGAAGAAAAUGUUACAUCUGUUGAAAAUGAUGCUGUGGCCAUUAAGAACAUUAGUCACAGCAACAUGGAGAUCAGACGACCAGAACCUGUGGGUUUGCUGACAGAAGAUAUUUUUAAUUUGGAAAAAUACAUUAAACAUCAAUUUACAGAAUUGCACCAGUUUCUCCUAGACAAGGAACAACAACUCAUCCAGCAACUGAAGAAUAACAAAGUAAAUACUCUAAAGUGGAUGGAAGGAAAUCUCAAUUGCAUUAAACAAGAGAUCGUUACUUACCUUGUGACGGACUCCAAUGGCAACUUGGAGGACAAGAUUAAAGAAGAGGACAGCCUGAAAAUAAUGGAAGAAAAUGUUACAUCUGUUGAAAAUGAUGCUGUGGCCAUUAAGAACAUUAGUCACAGCAACAUGGAGAUCAGACGACCAGAACCUGUGGGUUUGCUGACAGAAGAUGUUUUUAAUUUGGAGAAGUACAUUAAACAACAAUUUGCAGAAUUGCACCAGUUUCUCCUAGACAAGGAACAACAACUCAUCCUGCAGCUGAAGAAUGACGAAGCAAAUACUCUAAAAUGGAUGGAAGGAAGUCUUGAGUGCAUUAAACAAGAGAUCGUUACCUACCUUGUGACGGACUCCGAUGGCAACUUGGAGGACAAGAUUAAAGAAGAGGACAGCCUGAAAAUAAUGGAAGAAAAUGUUAAAUCUGUUGAAAAUGAUGCCGUGGCCAUUAACAGCAUUAGUGACAGUAAUUGGGAGAUCAUACAACCGGAACCUGUUGGUUUGCUAACAGUACCAGAAACCUUUGAAGAUGUCACUGUUACUUUCACAGAAGAGGAGUGGAAGUUGUUAAGGAAACAAGAUAAGGAGCUGUACAGGGACGUGAUGGUACAGAACUACGAAACCUGUGUUUCUGUUGGAUACAAAAUUCCUCCAGAGAAGUUAUUACAACUAUUUAAAGCAGAUGAAGUUCCAAAGGAUAUUGUGACGGGAAUAAAUAUCAGGAAGCAGAAGGAUAAUUUUGAAGAAAACUUCAACAGUAUGUAAAUAAUUUAUUAAUUGUAUUUUACAUAAAUUUGUUCUUUUCAACUGAUGUUUUAAAUAUUUUAGGAAAAGUGAA